AUGAAAAGAGCGGCCCGCGUGUCACAGAUUAACGACAUUGAUGGCAAUAUACAUCAAUUGCAAUUGUGCAUACGUGCGGCCUUGGCGAUUGAUGAAAAUAUUUCGUUAUUGUUGGCAAAAUGUAAGCAAAUCGCGACACAUUUUAACCACUCAAUAAUUGCCCAAAGCGAAUUAAAAGGUUUUCAAGAACGUCUGGGUCUGCCUCUGCUUUCAGUUAUUCAAGAGUGUCCUACAAGAUGGAAUAGUAUGUUUAAUAUGAUUCAACGUCUAAUUGAAAUAAAGGAUGCCAUAGUACUUUAUACCUCACAACAUACAAAUUUGCCGCAGUUUACUCCAAACGAUUGGCUACAGCUUGAGAGCUGUGCAACAAUCCUUAAGCCAUUUGAAGAGGCCACCAAGACCAUGAAUCCAAAAUAUAAGACUAAGUUUUUUAAUGAAAUCACUAAAGAAAGUAUUGAAUCCGAACUGAUUUCUUUACGUCAAGAUCAAGAAGGCCAUGGCGCACAAGCACAACCACAAAUACAGUCAUUCGAACAUGAUGUUAUUCAACACAAUCAACACAAUCAACACUUUCAUCAUACCGAUACCGAGACCCUACCAUCAACGAGUUCUGGAGCUAACUUUUCUACAGGCAGAUUUUUACAAUCAAUGUUAUCUGAGAUGCUGGCCUCAGCUCCUAAUGGUGACGAUGAAGAAAGUCCAAUCGCACCCAUCGACAGAUUUCUUAUCCUGAAGUCACUAAUAAUUAAUUAUAUUAAAGAGAAGAGAAUAGGUCUUCAAGAAGACAGUCUUUUGUGGUGGAAAAUAAACCCCAAAUAUUUUGAACUUUACAGAGCUGUGCGCCAGUAUCUUUCAGCCCCUCCAUCAAGUGUCCCCAGUAAGCGCCUUUUCAGUGGCGCUGGAUUAGUUUACGACUGA
Molecule: messenger RNA, 918 nt
Organism: Parnassius apollo (apollo)
Lineage: Eukaryota; Metazoa; Arthropoda; Insecta; Lepidoptera; Papilionidae
Source: the annotation of a GenBank genome assembly